UAAAUACGUCAAAAUACACAUUCAUUUUGCUAAAUUAAUGCAUCGUAAUUAAAUUUUGUACAUGACAAUUUUCUCACUUGAACCGUAACUAUAAAUGAUAAUACCAAUUUAUUAUACGUAUUAUUCUUAAUUGUAAACAAUAAAUCUAUCAUUAUCUAUGAGGUCGGAGCGGUCAGUCGCAUGUCGUCUGCGUGCCAAAUACUACAAUAAAUUGUGCAUUGAAUCUGACUAAAAUAUUUGUUGAAAACUCACUAACUAAAGUAAAUCUUUGAGCAAUGGACCCGGAAAGACAACCUUUGCUGUAUAAUACUGAUUUCCGGUUGAGGCGGUUGAGACCCCUGACUCACGAAGAAGUAUUGAAUGCGAGGAACGAGGUGUCAUGGCAUCGCGCCCGCUUCUGCUUAGCCUUUAUGUUCUGGGCGAUAAUGGCCAUGUUCCUAUCCAUCGUCGUUUGCAUAUUGGUCACCACGCCGAAGUGUCGAUCGUACGACGCGGAUUUGUCUCUGACACCGUCUGUCCCACCAGUACAUAUGUCUUUCGCGCCGCUGGUAGCGAGUGGAAGAGCGGCGUAUAACGAUUUAACUUAUACCACAUAGGCAUUUACCUUAUUGUCCAAGACUAUAUAAUCCCAGAGCCGACGUAACACUUCGAAUUACUUGUAGUUGUAACUAGUUGUAACAAUACUACGUUUAGCUGUGGGCAA
Messenger RNA from Diatraea saccharalis (sugarcane borer), 703 nucleotides. The record is from the annotation of a GenBank genome assembly. Lineage: Eukaryota; Metazoa; Arthropoda; Insecta; Lepidoptera; Crambidae.